GUCUCCGGCUAUAAAUCGGUAUAACCUAUAAUUCGUUUCCCUAAAAUUCGUUAUACUCAUCUUACCUUAUAAGGAGAAACUCGUCUAAUCAGUGAAUACUUCAUUUUCUGCUGACGAGGUAAAAUAUUUCAAUCAAAACAAUGUCCGACCCCCGCAUAAGAAUUCUAAAAAUUAAAACUGGAGUAGUGAAACGUCUCGCGAAAGAAAAAGUCACGUAUGAGAAAGAAGCGGCACAGCAACGUGAAAGGAUACAAAAAUUGAAGGAUCAGGACAAAGAUGGUUACGACAUAAAGAAACAAGAAGAAGUACUUCAAGAAUCUCUCAUGAUGGUGCCAGAUUGUCAACGACGUCUUGUUAAAGCAUUCGCAGAGUUAAAGGGUAUAUUAGAAACGGAACAAGAUUUAAAAGAAGUCGAAGACUACAUCGAAGCGGAGAAAGUUUUACGAGAAGCAGAAACUCAACUUCCCAGAGAGGGAGAAAUUAUGGAGAUGUGUUAAAAAACAAAGCCUAAUAAUCCUAUUAAGAUAUUGCCAAAAGUUACAAAAGAACUAUAUUUUCAUCUAACACACUUUGUAAACACAUUAAAAUAAUCAUUUAACCUAUACAAAAAGCGAUAGUUUUAAGGCAUUUCAUAUUUUA
Colletes gigas is the source of this 639-nucleotide messenger RNA. RefSeq names its product tubulin-specific chaperone A (gene Tbca). Lineage: Eukaryota; Metazoa; Arthropoda; Insecta; Hymenoptera; Colletidae. The record is from RefSeq and is a predicted model, not a curated record. The coding region runs from base 141 to 497 and encodes 118 amino acids. Gene Ontology annotation, molecular function: beta-tubulin binding. Gene Ontology annotation, cellular component: microtubule cytoskeleton; cytosol. The transcript is spliced from 2 exons. Gene Ontology annotation, biological process: post-chaperonin tubulin folding pathway; tubulin complex assembly.